GUGUUCACACAAGGCCAGCAAGAUGUUUGACCCCAUACUCGUGGUGGUCUGCUGUGCGGGCUUAGGGUUAACACUCUCUUACUUUACACUCGGUAGCUCUCGCCUGCCUCAUCAGUUCCAAGAAAAAGCUAGUGAAGAAGUUAAAGAUAAUGAAAAUUCACGUCCAUCCAAGAGGAGAGUGAUGUUUGUAACCGCCCAUCCAGAUGAUGAAGUUAUGUUCUUUGGCCCAACAAUUCUACACUUCACCCAGAGGGAGGGCGCACUGGUAUACCUCCUCUGCCUUUCUACAGGUGAUCAUUAUGACCAAGGAAGGGUUCGUUCAAAGGAACUCUGGGAGAGUUGCCAUCUUCUUGGAGUAUCCAGAGAAAACAUCCUCCUGUAUAGAUGUGAUGACCUGCCAGACAACCCCUCCAUUGUGUGGCCUACAGUGCGCACUGCCAACCUCAUUAACCAAUAUCUACAUGCUCUUGACAUUGACAUGGUUGUAACAUUUGAUAGUGGAGGUGUAAGUGGACAUAUCAACCAUUCAUCCCUAUAUUCUGCUCUUCAGCAUUUAGUGGAAGAAGAUUAUUUGCCUGAAAAUUGUGAAGCUUUCUCUUUGGACACUGUGAAUAUCCUGAGGAAGUAUUCGUCCCUCCUUGACGUCCCCCUCAGCUAUGCUCUCUCAUCAUGUGCCUUCACUGUAGAUCGUAAGCAGUACUCAAUUAUACAGAGAGCAAUGAGAGCACACAUCAGUCAUAACUGUGACCUAAGUAAUGAUGUUCAGGUAAUGCAGAUAACAGAUUAUAUUGAUUCAAAGAUCUCAUGUUAUUUCUUAUGCAGUGAAAACCAAAUAUGCAGUGAUAUAUCAGUGUAACUUUUUGAUUGCAUUUAAAAGGCACAAUAUAGAGUACACGAUAUAAAUGUUUGUGCAAGUACUUUGAAAGAAUAUUGAUCAUGGUAUUUCAAAUAUUGAUGAUGAUAAUUUCUGUGAUUGCUGAUUAUUUUACUGGUUGGAAUUUGAAGAAAUUAUUUAAUAAAGUAAAGUAUG
Molecule: messenger RNA, 1030 nt
Organism: Penaeus monodon (black tiger shrimp)
Lineage: Eukaryota; Metazoa; Arthropoda; Malacostraca; Decapoda; Penaeidae
Gene: PIG-L
Product: N-acetylglucosaminyl-phosphatidylinositol de-N-acetylase-like
Biological process (GO): GPI anchor biosynthetic process
Cellular component (GO): endoplasmic reticulum
Molecular function (GO): N-acetylglucosaminylphosphatidylinositol deacetylase activity
Source: RefSeq, a predicted model, not a curated record